AUGGCUCCAUCACCUCACCAGGAGCAAUCGCAACCCGUUGCUGACACAGACCCUCUUCCGUCCGGGGGGGAAGAGAUCAGAAGCCAGGCCGAAUCCCAAGAAGAUGCACAGCUCUUGAAAUCCAUGGGCUAUAAGCCAGUUCUUCAUAGAACAUACACAUUAGUCGAGAAUUUCUCGACGACAUUCGCUGCCCUUUACUUUGUCGGAGGUGUGCGCACCACCUUUAGUACCGGUAUUGCAGCAGGCGGUAACUUGGCUUAUUGGACGAGUUAUCUCGUUACGUUGGUUUUCACAUACAUCACCGCUGCCGUCAUUGCGGAAGUAUGCUCUGCCUCUCCGUCUGCCGGCUCCAUCUACCUCUGGGCCGCGGAGGCUGGAGGUCCUCGUUUCGGGAGACUCCUGGGCUUCGUGGUUGCUUGGUGGAGUACUACUGCCUGGACGACCUUUUGCGCUAGCAACACCCAGGCUGCUGUCAACUACAUGCUGUCGGAAUUGACUGUCUUCAACUGCGACUUCCCGAAAGAUACGUACAGCAUGAAGUUCCGCGCAGUCCAGUGGAUCUGCACCGAGGUGCUUUUGGCAAUGGCUGCACUUCUCAACUACCUGCCGCCUAGGGCCUUCAAAUGGGUUUUCUGGGGGUCAUCCGCGAUCGUCUUGUUGGAUUUCUUGCUCAACGUUAUCUGGCUGCCGAUUGGAGCCGCCCACACUUGGGGAUUCCGGACCACUGAGGAAGCCUUCAUGUCGACUUACAAUGGCACUGGUGCCCCUGCGGGAUGGAACUGGUGUCUCUCCUACCUCGCCACGGCUGGUAUCUUGAUCGGUUUCGAUGCUUCCGGUCACGUCGCCGAAGAGACCAAGCAUGCUUCUAUAACCGCGGCUCGCGGUAUCUUCUGGAGUACCGUCGUCAGUGGAAUCGGAGGACUGGCCACUAUCAUCCUGUUCCUCUUCUGCGCCCCCGAUGCCGACACCCUCCUUUCCUUCGGCUCUCCCCAGCCCUUCGUGCCUCUCUACGCCGUCGUCCUCGGUAAAGGCGGCCACGUCUUCAUGAACGUGAUUUGCAUCAUCGCCCUGUGGCUGAACACCGCCAUCGCCAUCGUCGCCGCAUCCCGCCUCGUCUUCGCCGUCGCCCGUGACGGCGUCCUCCCGUUCUCGGGCUGGGUCUCGAAAGUCAACAACGGCCAGCCCCGCAACGCCGUCAUCGUGGUCUGGGGCGUGUCCGCAAUCAUCAGCUGCACCCUUCUCCCGUCAGACGUGGCAUUCACCUCACUCGUCUCCGCCGCCGGCGUCCCCAGCGCCGCCGCCUACGGUCUCAUCUGUCUGGGCCGACUUCUCUGCACGCCCAAGCGAUUCCCCAAGCCCGAAUGGAGCCUGGGUCGUUUCAGCAAGCCGUUCCAGUUCAUCGGCGUCUUCUGGAACGGCUGGGUGGUUGCCGUGCUGUUCUCGCCGUACGAGUUCCCCGUUACGGGUGCAAACCUGAACUACGCCCCCAUCAUCAUGGCCGCGGUGACCAUCUUCGCACUAAUCUCCUACUUCGUCACCCCCGAAAGCGCCUGGUUACCCAUCGACCGUAUCUCGCAUUUCAUCGACAGCAAGGGAGCGCAGGAGACCGUGGAUGAGGUCGAGGUUCACCACCACCACCACCACCACCACCACCAGCAGUCUGAAGCUGAGGCCAGCGCGUCACAGUCAUAG
Messenger RNA from Aspergillus heteromorphus CBS 117.55, 1692 nucleotides. Its product is annotated as putative amino acid permease. The record is from RefSeq and is a predicted model, not a curated record. Gene Ontology annotation, biological process: transmembrane transport. Gene Ontology annotation, cellular component: membrane. Bases 1 to 1692 code for a protein of 563 amino acids. Lineage: Eukaryota; Fungi; Ascomycota; Eurotiomycetes; Eurotiales; Aspergillaceae. The transcript is spliced from 10 exons. Gene Ontology annotation, molecular function: transmembrane transporter activity.